Molecule: messenger RNA, 786 nt
Organism: Brassica rapa (field mustard)
Lineage: Eukaryota; Viridiplantae; Streptophyta; Magnoliopsida; Brassicales; Brassicaceae
Product: F-box/FBD/LRR-repeat protein At1g80470-like
Molecular function (GO): protein binding
Source: RefSeq, a predicted model, not a curated record
AUGGAGAAAAGGUUUGUGAAGAAGAAGCAAAGCAACUCAGAGAUAAACGAUUUGCCAGAUCAAUUGCUUUGUCACAUACUCUCUUUUCUCCCGACAAGAGAUUCAGUUCGAAGCAGCCUUUUGUCGAAACGUUGGAGGAAUCUCUGGUUACAGGUUCCUGUUUUCGACUUGGACUCACUCCAGUUCGAUGGUGAUGUUUUUGGUUUCAUCGAGUUCGUCGAUAGAUUUCUUGAAUCUGACAAAAAUCUAGCCUUGAAUAGAUUCAAGUUGAUCUAUCACUAUGAGGAUAUUGAAGAUCACGUUUUGGAGAUCGAUGCUCCAAGGCUUGAGCGUAUGAGUCUUUGUGAUCACUUAUCGCAGGAUGGUUAUACAUCACUCGACCAAGAUGAUGAUGAUUCUAAUUCCAAGAGGACUAUGAUCCGUAAUUUCCUUACCGGGAUAUCCACAGUCUGCUUCAUGGAGAUCUCUUCUGAUACUGUAGAGGAAUUUGAGUUCGGUAAAGAGGAAUGGCCAAUCAAACUCUCCUGUGUGCCGCCUUGUUUCGUAUCGUCCCUCAAGUAUGUUGCGCUUUCGACACCAGUCACAACAAGAACAUCAAGCCUGAUGAAAUUAGCAAUAUACUUUCUGAGGAAUUGUGCUGCCCUGAAGAAACUGACUUUAAGCGAGGAUUUUGGUGAUGACAUCAUUAAGAAAAUCAAAAAGAUUCCAAGAAGGUCUAGAAGGUGCAGCAUUGUCACUGGUUGGCUUGAGCCACAACUUAUAUACCGUAGACAAGAUGUAGAAUGA